AUGUCUCCUCUCAGCACCAGCCGUAACACCGAUAAGCCUUUCAUCUUUGAUAUGACCAGCGAUACCGCUACCAUUCCCACUGAUGAAAUGUUUGACAUUAUGAAGGCUGCUACUCGUGGUGACGACGUCUACCAAACUGAUGAUGAUUGUAAAGCCCUUGAAGAUUAUGUUGCUCAACAAUUGGGUCAUGAAGCUGGUUUGUUCUGUACUAGUGGUACUCUUUCCAAUCAACUUGGUUUGAGAUGUCUUUUGUUCCAACCUCCUCACUCUGUUUUGUGUGAUUCUCGCUCUCAUGUUUUCAACUAUGAAUGUGGUGGUAUUGCUUAUCAUUCGCAAGCCAAUGUUGUCCCUGUAGUGGCAAAGGGUACCUACAUGACCGCUGCUGAAGUUGAGAGCCGUAUCAACAAGGAUACUUUGUGUGGUGCCAUCACUAAAGUCGUUUCUCUUGAAAAUACCAUGAACGGCACCAUUAUGCCCAUUGAGGAGAUCAAGAAGAUUCAUGAUGUCGCUCGUGCCAACAACCUCAAGAUGCACAUGGAUGGCGCCCGCCUUUGGAAUGCUAGCCAAGGAAGUGGUACUCCUUUGAGUGAGUACGGUAAAUACUUUGAUACCGUCUCUAUUUGUUUGUCAAAGGGUGCUGGUGCCCCAAUUGGUUCCAUGCUGACUGGCACCAAGGAGCUGAUCACUCGUGCUCGUCAUAUCCGUAAGAUGAUGGGUGGCGGUUGGAGACAAGCUGGUAUGUUGGCUGUGGCAGCUCGUCACUGUAUCAACACUGUUGUUCCCACCAUGCCAGAAACACACGCUCUUGCUCGCAAGCUUGCAGAUCACCUUGAAUCUCUCGAUGUCAAGAUCCUCUUACCUGUAGACACCAACAUGAUCUUUAUCGAUAUCUCGCGUACUGGUCUCACUAUUGCCGAUUUAGCAGAAGCUCUCAAGGCAAAGAACAUCAAGAUCUUUAGCAACACUGGCACCACUACUCGUAUUGUCCUUCACUAUCAAAUCACACCUCAAGCCAUUGAUGAUUUCAUGCAAGUGUCCACUGAUUUAGUUCAAUCAAAGAAGAAGUCUGGAUUCGUUCCACCUGCCCUCAAUGGCUCUGCUGUCGAAACAAUUGAGCAAACCGCAGAAUCAGCCUAUCCUACUGCAACCGCUUAA
Molecule: messenger RNA, 1155 nt
Organism: Mucor velutinosus
Lineage: Eukaryota; Fungi; Mucoromycota; Mucoromycetes; Mucorales; Mucoraceae
Exons: 3
Coding region: 1-1155 (384 amino acids)
Biological process (GO): glycine biosynthetic process; L-threonine catabolic process
Cellular component (GO): cytosol
Molecular function (GO): L-allo-threonine aldolase activity
Source: RefSeq, a predicted model, not a curated record